UGUUGAGUAAGGUUAGAGUUGUUGUGAAAAGCUGACACGACUGACCACUAUCCAGACAGUUUGUUAUUAUUCGAAUUGAAAUAUGUCGAUUCAUCUUGAGAUCAAAAAAGAACAUCUUGAGACAGAGAUGGACACUGUGUUGCAUUCUAUGCCUUGCAAAAUCUAUGGGGACACACCUGCCAAUGUUUCGACGUACUUCACACCAUAUAUUAGGAAAAGUGAUGAUAAACAUUACGAUGCAUCAUUCAGAGGGUACCCUCUCCAGGGAAAGGUCAUAACAGUUCCAGAAGGAUACAAGGGACUGGUUCUCCAUGAGCAGAAAAAACCCGCCAAUCCUAAAAAAGAAAGGAAAUUCGUAUCCACUGGUGGUUUUUCGAAGUUUACAUAUUGGAAUUUCGAUAAAUUGCCUUCCAAGAACGAUACUAUCGUAUCCGCCCUCGACUGGAUUGACAUUGCUGAAGCACUCCACGGACCCGAAGAGAGAAGUUGAUGACCAUUUAUUUUAAAUCAAAGUAAUUUUUAAGAUAUUCCAUGAAGUUUGAAGCUCUAUUUUUUUAAUCCAAUAUUACCAUAUUCCCAUGAAGAGGAUACAAUAUUUAAAACUGUUAUGAUGAUAAUCUUCUCGAUAAUAAAGCCACGAUACUUUCGUAUGAAUAUGCGUGAUCAUUUCAAUAUAAAUUGAACGAAAAAUAAUGAGUUCUCACAAGGUCCACCUGCAUAGAGCCCUUUAUCAGACAUAGAUGAUAAACACAUAAUAAAUUUUCAUAUUUUUAUUAAACGUCCAUAGCACCUAUGAACUACACUAAAUAUAUUUGAGAAAUACUGAUACAUCUUUGUUCUCUAUUGGCAAGAUUUGAGUAGUUGAUUCAAAUAUUAUUAUCGUCUGGGACAGCAAUAGGUACACAAUACAGCUAUAUAUUGUUCACAAUAACUAUUUAUUUGCUGAUGUGCUUUGGAAGUAACGUUCAAAUUGGGAAAAGCCAUCGAAAUAUUUUUUGUAUAAUUUUCCUCCUUUUGGUUAAUUAAUAAAUAAAAUAGUUCGGCUUUUUCUUUCUCUGAAAUUUUCAGGUUUCAAAAUUCAAAUAAAAUUUCAUUUCAUUGUUUGGAGGUAUCUCCGUAAUACGACUGAUAUAUGAUAACUU
Molecule: messenger RNA, 1142 nt
Organism: Diachasmimorpha longicaudata
Lineage: Eukaryota; Metazoa; Arthropoda; Insecta; Hymenoptera; Braconidae
Product: ribonuclease H2 subunit C
Exons: 3
Coding region: 83-490 (135 amino acids)
Biological process (GO): RNA catabolic process
Cellular component (GO): ribonuclease H2 complex
Source: RefSeq, a predicted model, not a curated record